AUGGCUCUACCCUGUAUUAUAUAUUGCCUCUGGGAACUAGCUUGAAGUUGUAAAGCCUGAUAAGCAAGCAGUAGAAAGAUGAGCUCCAAGCGCCCACAGCUUCACCUCAUCCUGCUACUGCUAGCAUACUACUGCUCCACCCACGUUGUUGCCAAUGGCGGCACUAGCACCGGAGUCCAAUGCUUCCCUGACCAGGCUUCGUCUCUACUCCAGCUGAAGCGCUCCUUCCUCAACCCCAACCUCUCGUCAUGGUAGCAGGGCUCAGACUGUUGCCACUGGGAGGGCGUCGGGUGUGAUAGGGAUUCCGGUCAGGUGAUCACUUUGGACCUCAGUAAUCGUAACCUGCAGAGCAUCAGUGAUCUCAGCCCGACACUAUUCAACCUCACCUCUCUCAGGAAUCUCAGCCUUGCUGGUAAUGACUUUGGCUUGACCAACCUUCCUAGAUUCGGGUUUGAGCGGCUGAUCGAACUCCUCAGUCUCGAUUUGUCCAAUGCAAAGUUGUUUGGUCAGAUACCCAUUGGGAUUGCACACCUUGAGAAUUUGCUUACGCUUGAUCUUUCUUUUAAUGAUCUGUAUCUCCGAGAGCCAAGUUUUCGAACCCUCAUAGCAAACAUGAGCAAUCUGAGAUCGCUCAGUCUUGAUACUGUGCAAAUCUUAAGCGGUGGAUCAACUUGGUCCAUUGCUUUAGCAGACUCUGUCCCUCUACUACAGGAUAUUAGUUUGUCUUGGUGUGGAAUAAGUGGUCCAAUUCAUUAUUCAUUCUCCCAACUCCGUUUUCUAGCAACGAUCAACCUCGAAGUUAAUGGAAUUUCUGGACAGGUCCCUAGCUUCUUUGCACAAUUCUCUUUCUUAAGAUACCUUAGGCUCUUUGAUAAUGAUUUUGAAGGACAAUUUCCCACGAAGAUCUUCCAGCUAGCAAACCUCACAUAUCUUGAUGUGUCCUCCAACCCCAGCCUUUCUGUGCAACUUCCAGAUUUCCCACCAGGAAAUAUUUUGGAAUCUUUAGACCUGAGGGAGACAAACCUUUCGGUUGCAAUACCAAAAUCCCUUUUCCAUCUCGACUCGUUGAAAGCCUUACGCCUUAGCACCACAGGAUUUCCCAAGCAUCUCAUUACUUCCAUAGCUAACCUUACGUCCCUAGAGAAAUUGUGGCUCUCAGGGUCAGGAAUAGAGAAGCCAGCGCUCUCUUGGAUUGCCGGUCUUAAGAAUCUGACGGACUUGAUGCUGCAAGACUAUAAUUUCUCUGGACCGAUUCCCUGGUGGAUCAGAAAUUGUACAAACUUGACGGGCUUACAGCUCAGCAGUUGCAGUUUAUCUGGAGAACUACCGACGUGGAUUGGGAACUUGACCAAGCUUUCAUUCUUGGAUUUAUCAGGUAAUCGACUAAGCGGCAAAAUCCCAAGCGUUUUGUUCAAUCAUGCGUCAUUGGAAGGACUAGACCUAUCAUCAAAUGAACUUUAUGGGACUCUAGAACACAUUCCAGACCGCUUAUCUACCUUCCUGAAGUACAUCGACCUAAGCAAUAACAACCUUGCAGGCAAAAUCCCGAAGGUUCUGUUCACUCUUCCAUCGCUGGAAGAACUAAUACUAUCAUCAAAUGAACUUUGUGGAACUCUAGAAGACAUUCCAGACCACUUAUCUACCUUCCUGCACAUCAUCGACCUAAGUAAUAACAACCUUACAGGUCAUAUACCCAAAUCUUUGUUCGAUCUUACGAGGCUUCAAUAUCUACGCCUUGACUCGAAUCAGUUUGAAGGCACCGUAGAUCUUAGCCUUCUUUGGAAGAUGAAGGCAUUGGAUAAAUUAAGGAUCUCCAACAAUAUGUUAUCAGUGAUAGAUGUUGAGGGUGGCUAUCCAUUUACUUAUAUCCCUCGAAUCAGAUAACUAGGAUUAGCGCAUUGCAACCUUACAAAAAUUCCUGUUGCAUUGAAGUACGCAAGUGAGAUUGUUGAAUUGGACCUCUCAAAUAACCGAAUUGAUGGAGUCAUACCAAGUUCGAUAUGGGUGAACUGGAAACAUAGUAUAUCCAGGCUGGACCUCUCAAACAAUAUGUUCGUUAGCCUUGAAAACUCUCCAUCCAUUGUUCAUAUGUACAAUUUAGAUUAUCUAAAUCUUAGUUCCAACAAACUUCAUGGCACUGUACCUAUACCACUCACAUCUACGUUGGAGGCUUUCUUAGAUUACUCAAACAAUAGCUUCUCUUCUAUUAUGCCUGACUUUGGUAGGUACCUUCCCAACAAUACCAUUUACCUUGAUUUGUCCAGGAACAAAUUAAGUGGUCAUAUACCAAGGUCUAUUUGUACCCAACAAGAUCUUGAAAUACUAGACUUAUCAUACAACAA
Hordeum vulgare subsp. vulgare (domesticated barley) is the source of this 2342-nucleotide messenger RNA. Its product is annotated as probable LRR receptor-like serine/threonine-protein kinase At4g36180. The transcript has 3 exons. NCBI's taxonomy places the organism in Eukaryota, Viridiplantae, Streptophyta, Magnoliopsida, Poales, Poaceae. The record is from RefSeq and is a predicted model, not a curated record. The coding region runs from base 613 to 1884 and encodes 423 amino acids. Gene Ontology annotation, molecular function: protein binding.